Molecule: messenger RNA, 539 nt
Organism: Sceloporus undulatus (fence lizard)
Lineage: Eukaryota; Metazoa; Chordata; Lepidosauria; Squamata; Phrynosomatidae
Product: sodium-dependent neutral amino acid transporter B(0)AT1-like
Exons: 4
Biological process (GO): sodium ion transmembrane transport
Cellular component (GO): plasma membrane
Source: RefSeq, a predicted model, not a curated record
AUUUUGUAGACGAAUGUGCAAGGAGUUCUCCUGUUGAUUAUUUCUGGUACAGGAAGACAUUAAACAUCUCCACUUCUAUUGACGAUUCUGGAACUGUGCAGUGGUGGCUUCUCUUGAGUCUAGUUUGUGCCUGGGGAGUGCUGUAUGUUUGCACAAUCAGAGGCAUUGAAACAACAGGAAAGGCAGUGUAUGUAACAUCGACACUUCCUUACGUUGUGCUCACCAUUUUCUUGAUCCGUGGCUUGACACUGAAAGGCUCUGUCAAUGGAAUCGUAUAUCUCUUCACACCUGAUGUUAAUGAAUUAGCUAACCCAACCACCUGGCUAGAUGCUGGAGCGCAAGUAUUCUUUUCUUUCUCCCUUGCCUUUGGAGGCCUCAUCUCAUUCUCUAGUUACAAUUCAAUUCACAAUAAUUGUGAGAAAGAUGCUUUGAUUAUCUCAGUAAUCAAUGGCCUCACAUCCAUUUACGCAGCCACUGUCAUAUACACAAUCAUUGGAUUCAGGGCAACAGAGCAAUAUGAUAGCUGUUUUGAACAGUAA